This is a messenger RNA of Botrytis porri, 920 nucleotides long. RefSeq lists its product as uncharacterized. Lineage: Eukaryota; Fungi; Ascomycota; Leotiomycetes; Helotiales; Sclerotiniaceae. Bases 443 to 691 code for a protein of 82 amino acids. The transcript has 3 exons. The record is from RefSeq and is a predicted model, not a curated record.
AUGUCUUCUAUCAGAAAUACAAUGAGAUGUGCUACACAGGCAACCAAAAAUCGGAGAGAGAAGAAUUUUAAAAAGAGAAAUAUUAUGGCGAGGAUUCGAUCGAGAUUGGGGAGGGUGUUUGGGAGGGUAUGGGAAUUUUGGCAUGAUUUUAGAAAGUGGAGGAGAGAUGCCGAGGAAGCGAGACAAAGACGGGCGGAUAGAUACGAUAACCAUAUGGUGAAUUCUGAUGAUAUAUGGUGAUUCUUGGACGAUUAUUCAUCUGCAGUCUAAAAUAGCUCGAUAUAAGGUGAGAAAGAGAUUACGCACAGCUUCGAAGAACUCGAGAGGGCAUUCAGCGCCCCUAAAGCCUUUAGCUGGAUCAAAAAUCAUAGAUCAUGGCUAGAGCCUCAUAGUCUGGGGUUUUAUGGCUCAAGUUGCGGCCCCUGUAUGAGAUACCUCAUGCAUGCCACUGCUUCUCAUUACUCGAGAGACAGCAAGAUUGUGCGGCGUCGGUAUCAGCAUUUUGAGGACACAGAAACACACUUGUUUAUUGAGAAUAUUCUCAACGUGUAAUACUAUCUCAGGAUAUACUAACAGGUGUGAGGACAAACUACUGUCGCGUCAGAAGCCUUGGUAUUAUCAGUUGUCGAUUACUGCUCUCGCGUACGCUUGUCUGAAGAGAAAUCAGCUGUUGAGGUUUUCUAGAUAUUAGAUUUGGGAAAUAGUUGUUCUAGUUUGUUUUUCAGAGUCUUGGAAUCAUAGGAAGGAAAAAGUAGGAGGCAAAUGAUUUUGAACUUUGAGACAGAAGUUCUUAUCUGCGGUUUCGCAAUGGAAAAUGGAAAUAGGGUGGUUGGUUUUGGUUUGGUUAUAUUGAUGGAUGUAUAUAACUUUGGUAAUGUUGGCGGAAAUAUAAUCCUGAUUGAUGUCAGUAAAACUCAUCC